AUGGUCAGCCUUUGCCUCCAUGCUUUCCUCCCUGCUGCCCCCAGGAAUCCCCAGUGUGGACAUCGUCCAUAUCAGGUGAUCACUGCUCGAGUUCAUCCAGGAGAGAGCAAUGCCAGUUGGGUGACGAAGGGUACCUUGGAGUUCCUGGUCAGCAGUGACCCUGUGGCUAGGCUCUUGAGGGAAAACUUCAUCUUCAAGAUCAUACCCAUGCUCAACCCAGACGGUGUCAUCAACGGCAACCACAGAUGCUCACUGAGUGGGGAAGAUUUGAACAGACAAUGGCUUUCUCCCAGUGCUCAUCUGCAGCCAACCAUUUACCAUGCAAAAGGCCUUCUCUACCACCUAAGCAGCAUUGGCCGAAGUCCCGUGGUUUUCUGUGACUUCCAUGGCCACUCCCAAAAGAAGAAUGUGUUCCUUUAUGGCUGUAGCAUCAAGGAAACCUUGUGGCAAGCAGCAUGCACUGUAGGCACAUCUACUAUCCUAGAGGAUGUCAACUACAGGACUCUUCCCAAAAUCCUUGAUAAACUAGCACCAGCAUUCACAAUGAGCAGCUGCAGCUUCCUUGUGGAGAAAUCUCGAGCCUCCACGGCCCGGGUGGUGGUGUGGAGAGAGAUGGGGGUGUCCAGAAGCUACACCAUGGAAAGCAGCUACUGUGGUUGCAACCAGGGCCCCUAUCAGCACCAAUUCAAACUAACAGCUUCUAGUCACAUAAGUAUCAGUGAUGGCAUUGGAAACUCAGAGCUGGAAACUCAGAGUCCUCUGGAGCUGUUUGAAACUAAAUGA
Rhinopithecus roxellana (golden snub-nosed monkey) is the source of this 783-nucleotide messenger RNA. Its product is annotated as cytosolic carboxypeptidase 4-like. Lineage: Eukaryota; Metazoa; Chordata; Mammalia; Primates; Cercopithecidae. Gene Ontology annotation, molecular function: zinc ion binding; metallocarboxypeptidase activity. Gene Ontology annotation, biological process: proteolysis; C-terminal protein deglutamylation; protein side chain deglutamylation. The record is from RefSeq and is a predicted model, not a curated record. The coding region runs from base 1 to 783 and encodes 260 amino acids. The transcript is spliced from 6 exons.